Messenger RNA from Impatiens glandulifera, 1637 nucleotides. Its product is annotated as riboflavin biosynthesis protein PYRD, chloroplastic. The record is from RefSeq and is a predicted model, not a curated record. Bases 269 to 1447 code for a protein of 392 amino acids. Lineage: Eukaryota; Viridiplantae; Streptophyta; Magnoliopsida; Ericales; Balsaminaceae. Gene Ontology annotation, biological process: riboflavin biosynthetic process. The transcript is spliced from 3 exons. Gene Ontology annotation, molecular function: diaminohydroxyphosphoribosylaminopyrimidine deaminase activity; zinc ion binding.
GGUUGAUAACUGGUUGAACCGGGUCAAGAAGGAACCUGAUCUGCCCACCGCCUCUUCUUCUUCAUCGGAGAUUAUCGCCGACGAUUGCUCCGACUGCGAUCUGACAUAUCUCCGGCAAAUUCCUUCAACAAGGCGACUGAGAUUAAUCGCUUCGCCUCUCACUCACCUCCAGCCGUUUGGUGUGCGACUGACUGCGUCUAGCGUUUUAGACAAGCCCAUAGAUCGAGACCCUUCUCCGAUCACCCAAAUCAAACGGAACUCGAGUAAUAUGUAUAAUCUCAGACCAAUCCCAGUUCAAAACAUUACUCCAAGCCACAUAAAUUUCUCACAAUGUAGCAAUUACCUCAUCAAUCGCUCUCCAUUGCAGACACCCAGAUACGGAUUUAACAAUUCGGUGCUAAAUGUGACUGGUGGGAGCUGGAGAAGAAGAAGAAAUGGCGGUUCUUUGGUAGCUAAAUGUGAAAUGAGAGACGAUGGGUUUUACAUUCGUCGGUGUGUUGAGCUGGCGAGAAAAGCAAUUGGACGGACAAGUCCCAAUCCAAUGGUGGGUUGUGUAAUUGUGAAGGAUGGAGAGAUUGUUGGUGAAGGAUUUCAUCCAAAAGCAGGACAGCCUCAUGCUGAGGUAUUUGCAUUGAGAGAUGCCGGAGAUUUAGCAGUUGGUUCUACAGCAUAUGUCAGCCUAGAACCAUGCAACCAUUAUGGAAGAACGCCACCUUGUACUGAAGCUCUGAUUAAAGCUGAUGUUAAAAAGGUGGUGGUCGGAAUGGUGGAUCCAAACCCUAUUGUGGCUUCAAAAGGGGUGGAUAGACUAAGAGCUGCUGGAAUUGAAGUGAAUGUGGCUGUUGAGGAAGAACUAUGUAAGAAGCUUAAUGAGGCAUAUAUACAUCAAAUGCUUACUGGCAAGCCCUUUGUUGCAAUCAGGUACACCCUUUCUGUCAAUGGCCAUUUUCUAAACAAGCUCGGGGAAGAAGUAGCUCAAACGGGUGGAUACUACUCGAAAUUGUUGCAAGAAUAUGAUGCAAUUUUAUGUUCUUCUUCAUUAAUAAAGGAAGAUCAUUUACUUCCAGAAUCUGCAGAACCUGAAGCUAAUCAACCCUUUCAAAUUGUGGUAGCAAAAGAAGGAAGUUCAGAAACUGAUGAAAGAAGAGUAGUAUUAGAUCAAACGAGUCUUGAUUCAAUUCUGGAUUUGUGUAAAAGCCGUGGAUUAUGCAGCCUUUUGGUCGAUUUAAGGGGAAAUGUUGUUGGACUUGAAGAGAUCGUGAAAGAAGGUCUUGAGAAGAAUUUGUUUCAGAAAGUUAUUGUGGAAGUUUUACCUAUAUGGGAUGAAGAAGUGAAAGGAGGAAAUUUUUCUAUUGUUUUAAAUGAUCUGAAUUUAAAACUCGGAUUGAAGAGUUUGACUUCGUCGGAGAUUUCGGGGAAGAGUGUUCUGUUGGAAGGAUACUUCUGAUUUAGGGUGCUGGAUCAUGUAUUAUUUCAUAAAGAGAUAAGCAUAAUAGGUCUUUUGGUGUUAGAAAUUUUUCUUGUAAAAUUUGUGGUUGCAUCUUAAUUUGAUCCAAUAAGAUUUUGUCAAUUUAUUUUGGGAUAGAGAUUUUAUUCCUUUCUGGUUAAUGAAAAUGUGGGUUAGUUAAAUUCAAGUG